AUGCUUGACUUCACACAUGGCGUCUUCGGAUUGGACACCCCUUUCAGUGUUGUGGCCACAACCCAUCUCACAAAUUCAACUACCAAUUUCCAGAACUACACUAUUUUGGAAGAGCCCAAGGAGAUUUUGGCUCCCAAGAUGGUGGCUUGCCACACCAUGCCUUACCCUUACGCAGUUUUCUACUGCCACAGCCAGAAAAGUGUGAACAAGGUUUUCAAGGUUUUGUUGGGCGGUGAGGAUGGAGAUAGGGUAGAAGCUGUUGCUGUUUGUCACUUGGACACCUCUCAAUGGAGUCCUAAUCAUGCAUCUUUUAGUGUGCUUAGGACUAAGCCCGGGGCUUCAGCUGUGUGUCAUUUCUUUCCUGCUGAUAAUCUUGUGUGGAUUCCAGCAUCCACUUCAAUGUAG
This is a messenger RNA of Prunus armeniaca (apricot), 405 nucleotides long. NCBI's taxonomy places the organism in Eukaryota, Viridiplantae, Streptophyta, Magnoliopsida, Rosales, Rosaceae. The record is from the annotation of a GenBank genome assembly.